Diaporthe citri is the source of this 2331-nucleotide messenger RNA. RefSeq lists its product as uncharacterized. Lineage: Eukaryota; Fungi; Ascomycota; Sordariomycetes; Diaporthales; Diaporthaceae. Bases 1 to 2331 code for a protein of 776 amino acids. The record is from RefSeq and is a predicted model, not a curated record. The transcript is spliced from 8 exons.
AUGGCUGACGCCGAGGUCGAAACCAAAUCCGGAGCUGAAGCGCUGGAUCAGGCUCAGCAAGGUGUUCUUGACCAGCAACACCAGACGGCGGACCAACCAGAACCAGAGGCUUCGACCACGCCAAGCGUUGAACACAGGUCACAAUUCCCGAUUCGUGAAGGCACUCCUGAGACCCAUGAGGGCAUGAAGUCCGGACCAACUGAGCCAGAAGUACAGAGUGUAGAGUGUGAAGACCUGAAGCCUCCCACGGAGAUAGAAGUCCCAGAGUCCGAAGCGGAAUCUGUAACGACCAGCGAAGAGGUGCCCGAGGAGGUGGUCAGUGAUGGCAACCAAGGCGAUAAGGACAAUGAGGCUGCUCAAGAUGCAGAGCAGAAUUUUUUCAUACAAUUCUUGGAUAACGGUGGAGGCCACAUCACACGACGGCCAUGGCACGAAAUCCUGGACCUUGAGACUGAGCGCGCGAAGAUGUCCCGUCAAACUGACCCUCCGGUAGAGACAAUCACGAUGGUGGCAACGAGCCUGUCAUCUGAGUGGCGAAGGCACAUGGCGCCUAGCGAACUCGAAAAUCUUUCUUCCGGCUUCCUCACGAAUCCCAACUACACAAUGGAAAUAGAGUUACUAAGAGUUGAUAUAGUGUCCGACCACAUCAAGCAGGCUUUGCGACAGAUCGUGACUUAUUCGCCUGAUUCUGGACUGUCUAACGAAAUCAUGUUCAUCUUCGCGCCCUACUGUCUGUUCUAUCACCACUGGGACGCCAUAAAAGCUUACCAGAGGACUUUCAAAGGUGCAAAAGACUACGACGAAAGCAGUGGAAGUGUUGACUCGAGGACACAAAAACCAGGAUUCAAGCCGUGCGAUGAAAUAACUUAUAAUCAUCUGACCGUGUUGAGGAACGCAAUCGAGUCCCAGAGUUUGGCUGCCGUCCUCGAGGAGAAGAAGCGACACGAGCAUUCACCUGCCUUGGCCACUUUUAGCAUGCUCUGGCUGCUUCUGAAGCCUGGUACGACCGUGUACACCAAGAUUCACGGGAAGCUGGCCGCAUGCGUCAUCAAAACAUUCGAUUUCUCCCCACCCUUUAGCCUUCGCAAAGAAUCAAACGCCUACAGGGUUCAACUGUGGCAUUUGCAAUACGAUGGGAAGGUCUUAGGUCGACACGAACUCGCCCGUUACAUCAGUGCCUUUGAGGGAGAGAAGAGGUUGAUCGAUCUUGAAAUCAUCCCUGCCGAACAUUAUGAUGCUCAUGAUGAAGGUUGUCUUCGCAAAAGCCUCGAGGCUCGCGGGGAGAAGUAUUUCAAGUUCAUCUCGGGCCCUCGACAAGUGUAUUAUCGUGGAGACUCUCUCGGAGAUGUGGUUUACUGGUACGAAGACAGGGCUGUUCUGGACAUUCAUGCGUAUUAUAGUUACGGGAUGUUCGGCGCCGGAUUACACCCGGGAGACGCAAUCAUUCGCCGUCCACUUGUCAGCGCAGUGGAUGACGAUACUGAUGACAUUUUGGACGUGGAAUGCUGUUCAGACAUCCAGUACGAUACGACGGCCAUCGAUAGCAUCGUCAUGCCUGAUGAGAGGAAGAUGAUUAUCAAGUCACUUGUGUACCGCUUCUCGGACAUUGAUGCAAUUAAUGGAAAGAUCCCUGCGCCAUGGACUGCUGAUUUCGUUCAAAACAAGGGAGAAGGACAAAUAUUCUUACUCCACGGGAGUCCUGGAGUUGGUAAAACUCUCACUGCUGGCAAGUUCAAAUACUUUGGGAGCUUUCUCUUCUUUAUGCUCAUCGAUGAGGCUGACAUCUACCUUGAGAAGAGGGCAACAUCCGACCUCUCGAGAAACAGUCUUGUCUCAAUCUUCCUCCGAACAAUGGAGUACUACAGAGGCAUUUUGUUCUUGACCACAAACAGGGUCGGUCACUUCGACGAUGCUUUCGUCUCCCGUGUCCACGUGGUCAUCCGAUAUGAGAACCUCUCUGACAAGGACCGUGCAACAAUAUGGACACAGUUCUUCAACAAACUCCAAGCGGAGCGGGGAAAAUACAUAACCAUUUCCAGGAAAGCGAAGAGAUACGUGUUGGAGGACGAGGAAGUCACCAAGAUCCCUUGGAAUGGAAGGGAGAUCAGGAAUGCGUUUCAAACUGCGGUGGCUUUCGCCGAAUAUCGAUUCGCGCAUACACCGGCUGACCAGAGAGACGAGAAGGCUUGUUUGGAGGAGGAGGACUUUGCCAAGGUGUGCGAGAUGACGGGGGCAUUCAAGCACUACCUGCGUUCGAUUUCUGGCAGAGACGAGUCGAUGCGUGUGAGGUCUGACCAGGCAAGAAACGACGGCUUCGGAUCCCGGAACUGA